Molecule: messenger RNA, 1562 nt
Organism: Pogoniulus pusillus (Red-fronted tinkerbird)
Lineage: Eukaryota; Metazoa; Chordata; Aves; Piciformes; Lybiidae
Gene: LYSMD1
Product: LysM domain containing 1
Exons: 3
Coding region: 234-764 (176 amino acids)
Source: RefSeq, a predicted model, not a curated record
GAGCGGCCCGGGGGGGGGGGUCCGGGGUGUGGGGCCGGGAACGGGGCCGGGAACGGCAGCGCUGCCCGGGGGGUGGGGGGGUGCAGCGGCGGCGGCUCCGCUCCGCUCCGUCCCGGACUACAAGUCCCAGAGGCCGGCAGGGCCCUGCCGGUUCCCGGGAACCGCCACCGGAGCGGCGAGCCCUGGGCCGGCUGCCGGCCGGAACGGAGCUGUUCGCAUGACCGAGGCAGGCCAUGGCGGCGGGCGGCGGGGCAGCGGGAGGCGCCGCUCGGCAGCACCGGCUGCGGCCCGGGGACACACUGCCGGGGCUGGCGCUGCGCUACGGCGUGACGACGGAGCAGAUCAAGCGAGCCAACCGCCUCUACACCUCGGACACGAUCUUCCUCAAGCCCACCCUGCUCAUCCCCGCGCCGGCGGGGCCGGGGCAGCCCUGCCCCGAGGACGAGGACAAGGAUGAGGACAAGGACGGUUCGGUGCCCCCGGGGGACGCCACUGCCGCUUCUGCCCCGUCCAGCCACGACCUCUCUGCCAGCGCUUUCCUGCGCCGGUUGGACGCCGAGAUCGGGCGCUCGAAGGCGGCGGCGGCGGCGGCGCAGCGGCUGCGUGCGGGCGGCUCGGGCACGACCGUGAGCGAAGGCUCCCGGAGCCGCGAUCCCGGCGUCCCGCCGCCCCCACGGGGGGCUCGCCUCGGCCCCCGGCCCCUCACCCGGACCCCGCGGGCAGCUGCCCUCCGCGAUGCCGAGGACGAGAUCUUCACGCUGUGACGCCGGGGACCUGGCGCCGGAGCUGGCAUCCCGCGGGGACGGCGACCCGGGGGCAGCCUCCGGCACCCGGCGCCGGUUGGGAGCUACCGGAGGGGCCGCAGAGGGAGGGGAAGGGAGGGACGGGAAGGUGCUGCCCCCCCCUGCCUCCUGCGAGGGACCUCACACCCAGCGCCGGGUGCUGGGAGCUGCUGGGAGCCGCUGGGAGCUGCUGGGAGCCGCUGGGAGCUGCUGGGAUGUGCUGGGAGCUGCUGGGAGCUGCUGGGAUGUGCUGGGAGCUGCUGGGAGCCACUGGGAUAUGCUGGGAGCUGCUGAGUGCUCCUACUGGGAGCUGCUGGGAUGUGCUGGGAGCUGCUGGGAGCUGUCUGGGAUGUACUGGGAGGCACUGGGAGCUGCUGGGAGCCAUCUGGGAUGUGCUGGGAGCUGCUGGGAUGUGCUGGAAGAUCCUGGGAGCUGCUGGGAGCUCCUGGGAUGUGCUGGGAGCCAUCUGGGAUGUGCUGGAAGAUCCUGGGAGCUGCUGGGAGCCACUGGGAUGUGCUGGGAGUUGCUGAGUGCUCCUACUGGGAGCUGCUGGGAUGUGCUGGGAGCUGCUGGGAGCUGCUGGGAUGUGCUGGGAGCUCCUGGGAGCUGUCUGGGAUGUACUGGGAGCUCCUAGGAGCUGCUGGGAGGUACUGGGAGUUGCUGAGUGCUCCUACUGGGAGCUGCUGGGAUGUACUGGGAGCUCCUGGGAGCUAUUGGAAUGCACUGGGAGGUACUGGGAGGCACUGGGAGCUCGCACUGGGAGGCACUGGGAGCUCGCAC